GCAGCAGCACGCGCGUUUGAGGAGCCAGCCCUGCGGGGCGCCGCGGAGCUGCAGCCCGACAGGGGCCCCGAGUCCGGCUGCGAGGCGACCGUGCGGCCGCACCGCUGUGCCGGGCCCGGCCUGGCCUCGGGGAACAAGCAUGCAAGACGCAAGGCCAGCAACAAGAUCUUGGCAACAUCUGGUGGGAUUGUCCGUUCUCCCUUCAGUAUCCUACAAGAUGAUAAUCCCCCCAGUGCUCCUGUCCAACGUCAGGCUAAGAAACACAUACUGGGGGAGAACUCUGGGGAGAAGGAAGUGGCAGCGGAUCUGAGCAGGAACCUCAAAGCUGGGAACUGUGCUUGGAAUGACUUGAACAAAGAAAACCAACAGUGUCCUUUUGUGGAGAACUAGAGAUUUCUUUUCCAAAAGUCUUACUGUAAUUCUCUUUUCAGAGAGUCUUCUAGGACUGGGAAAUCCUGAAAUCAAUUAAGACUCCAGACUAAUGAUUUAUCUUCACCUUUUUCUGUUGGGAAGAUAAUACUCAUAACUUUGUGUAUUUCAUAUACAGUACAGGCUUUGGUUCUCUGUAGGCUGUACUGACUGUAUAGUUCUUAAAGUAAAUAAAUUAAUCUUAAAACUUA
Messenger RNA from Meleagris gallopavo (turkey), 620 nucleotides. Lineage: Eukaryota; Metazoa; Chordata; Aves; Galliformes; Phasianidae. The record is from RefSeq and is a predicted model, not a curated record.